Molecule: messenger RNA, 5036 nt
Organism: Boleophthalmus pectinirostris (great blue-spotted mudskipper)
Lineage: Eukaryota; Metazoa; Chordata; Actinopteri; Gobiiformes; Gobiidae
Exons: 4
Coding region: 150-4688 (1512 amino acids)
Source: RefSeq, a predicted model, not a curated record
AUUACACAGAAGACGUAAAAGCAAACGUGGGAGAUUAUGUUGUUUUACCGUAAAAUGAAUUUAAGUGCAUUUUAACCAGCCGCAUUACUGCAAACGCGCUGCUCCAAGGAAUACGCCAGGAGAAAAAAGAGGAUAUCUUGGUCUUUUGGAUGGACGCAAUGCAAUCAUCCACAUGGACUAACGGACCGUGUCGACAGUUUGGACAACUUCAAUCAACUGUCAACCAGACUACAUGCAGUAAUCAUGGGAGCAACGGAGCUUGUUUUUUAUCACCGCCCAAUCAAAAUGGACAAUUUACUGUGGCCAGUAUUGGGACAAAGCAGGUUUCUACACAAAGGAAACACAUUGGACCUUCAAAGAAUCACAUGGGGUAUCAUACAAACUCCACACAGAUCUCAACUCUGCAAUGCUGUCCAACCGCCAAUAUGAACACAGGCAUUAGGCAGCAAGUAAUGUAUGCACAGAAAACGCCAAUGCCUGGAAACUCACAAUCGUUUAGUAUUAAUAACUAUGAAGCACAGGGAAUGCAGCAAAAUUUGAAUCAAACUCUAAUAUCACAGACUGGAAAUGUUCCUACCUCCCCGUCCACAAUGCAGAGUAUGUACCAAACUCGACAGCAUUCUCCAGUUCAAAAUCACAUCUACAAUCAGUCUUGCCAGCAAACGGUUCAUAUGUUACCUUCCUAUUCACAAGCUGUUCUUACAGAAAAUCUAUACAGCAGAUCUUCUCAGGGACCCAGCACACAACGUAUGCAAGGUUACGCUGUUAGUGACCAAACCAACUACAAUGCACCUCAGACAAAUUACAAAUGCGCAGUUCAAGCAGGAAAUGUUCCUUUUCAUACAAAUAAUACUAGCAAUCUGGCUAAUGCACACACAAAUGUCCCAGUUCAAACGCAGUAUAACUCUUAUUCAAAUCAGGAGCACAUGCAGCAACCUAUAGUCAGAGGCAAAAGAAAUGUACAAAUCACACAAAAGGUCAUAAAUACAAGUUGCAAUGUUUCUUCAAUGCAGCUACCAUCUCUGACGUGCAUACCAGAAAACUCAAACUAUGACAAACUAUUACAUUUAAACAAAAGACCUGCUCCUCCGCAGACUGCACAGAAUAUGCCAACGCAAGACCACUCCGCUAAUUCUUCACGCAAUAUCAAUACGAAGUUCAAUCAAAAAAUACCAGAAAACUCAAACUAUUUCACUGAACUAUUCUAUUUACACAAAAAAAAUGCUCCUCUGCAGACUGCACAGAAUACGCCAACGCAAGACCACUCCGCUAAUUCUUCACGCAAUAUGAAUACGAAAUUCUAUCAAAAAAUGAAUGAUGUUCCAAAGGUGAAUCUGAAUGUGCCUCUGACCCAAACCUCUCCAGAGAAAAGAUCUGAGGCCUUUGAAAAGAUUGACUCGAUUUCAUCUGCCCAAGCUUCAUGUGGCACAAAUAACACUUUGCUAAGUCAUACCCAGCGAGCCGUGGCGGUAGUUUUGCCAUUGUCGCUAGAAGAUUCUCAUUGUCAGCUUUCUCCGGACAGUGAUGAUAACCCAAAGAAAAAUGCACAACUUAGUAGCCUGCCUUUACAAAAGUUACAAAAGAUGAUUAGCAGUACCACUGAGAAAGCCAUUAUUCACAAAAAAUCACCAUGUCUGGCAAGUUUACUUGAUGAUUGCACAGCCAAUCUUUCAUCUCUCCCUCUUACUUUUGCUGAGUUAGUUAAAGAAACCCCUGAAAACCUGCAAAUUACAAGAUUGUGUGAAAAAAAGUUGAAGAAUAAUAAGACCUCAGCGGAGAAUAAACCAAGUGAACAACCACUCUCCUCUGUACCAACCAAUGAAUGGACUUUGAAGACCCUGAGUGAGAAAAUUUCCGCGAUGGAGAAUGAAAGUAAAAAAUCUGCGAAUGAACACCGACCUUAUUGUGGGCGAGGGGGACUAAUGCUAUUAUUAUUGCGGUUUUGGAAUGGUCGCUUGAAAACACUCUGCAAAACUUUAAAAAAACGUGAUUUAUUUCAUUAUACGACUGAGUUUAGGCAUUUAUGUAGGAAGGUCUAUCCAGACACUGUAGUUUUGUCAGAAGUGAAAAGCCAAACUGAUCUCAACAAAUACUAUAUCCUUCAGCAUGAUGAAGUUUAUGAGGAGAAAGUCCCUUACAGCUCCACAUGGUUAAAUAUUAAUAGCCAGCUUGAUGACAUUGAUAAAGAGUUUGGCUUCCCCUAUUUUUUAAAAUCAAGUCAGUAUGAGUGUGGUGACAAUAAAGAUACAGACAUUCAGAGUGGACAAAAAGAAAUUGUUCAAACCGGAGUCAAAACUGUCCAGCCAGAAGAACCUAAACCCCAAAAUGAGAAGUCUGAUCAGAGCCGUAAAUCUGUGGCCAGUAUGAGUGACAAUAUUGAUGAAGAAAUGACUAUACUACUACAAUCUAAAACAAAUUCACAUAAAGACAGUGACAGAAACAAAUGUGAAUCAAAUGAGCAGUCAAGUGACCCGAGCUUCUUGUUUAUAACUGAAGUUUUAAGUCCAGAAGAAGCAAAAGUUAUCUUCGAAAAAACGGACAAUAGUGAUGAAGAAAUGACUAUACUACAAUCUGAAACAAAUUCACAUAAAGACAGUGACAGAAACAAAUGUGAAUCAAAUGAGCAGUCAAGUGACCCGAGCUUCUUGUUUAUAACUGAAGUUUUAAGUCCAGAAGAAGCAAAAGUUAUCUUCGAAAAAACGGACAAUAGUGAUGAAGAAAUGACUAUACUACAAUCUGAAACAAAUUCACAUAAAGACAGUGAUAAAAACAAAUGUGAAUCAAAUGAGCAGUCAAGUGACUCGAGCUUCUUGUUUAUAACUGAAGUUUUAAGUCCAGAAGAAGCAAAAGUUAUCUUCGAAAAAAUGGACAAUAGUGAUGAAGAAAUGACUAUACUACAAUCUGAAACAAAUUCACAUAAAGACAGUGAUAAAAACAAAUGUGAAUCAAAUGAGCAGUCAAGUGACUCGAGCUGCUUGUUUAUAACUGAAGUUUUAAGUCCAGAAGAAGCAAAAGUUAUCUUUGAAAAAACUGACAAUAUUGGUGAAGAAAUGACUAUACUACUACAAUCUGAAACAAAUUCACAUAAAGACAGUGACAAAAACAAAUGUGAAUCAAAUGAGCAGUCAAGUGACUCGAGCUGCUUGUUUAAAACUGAAGUUUUAAGUCCAGAAGAAGCAAAAGUUAUCUUCGAAAAAACGGACAAUAGUGAAGAAAUGACUAUACUACAAUCUGAAACAAAUUCACAUAAAGACAGUGAUAAAAACAAAUGUGAAUCAAAUGAGCAGUCAAGUGACUCAAGCUGCUUGUUUCAAACUGAAGUUUUAAGUCCAGAAGAAGCAAAAGUUAUCUUCGAAAAAACUGACCACAACAGCACAGCGGAAAAAAUGGAGCCUUCCACAUCAGAAACAAUUGCACCAAAUGAGCAAAAUGGUACUAUGAAGCAAACGUGCAAUCCAACUACUGUAGAAAUGGUCUGCUGUCUUGACAAAUUGAAGGAGAAAAUUUUAGGUGUAACUUCAGAAAAGAAAUGUGAGUGCAAAAUGGUGCCAGAUCAAAACAAAAAAACGCAAUCAGUCAGUACAGACAACAGUUUCUCUACAGAAAUUUCUGACUUGACAGAAGAUGACGGCAUUAUGUCUGUAGUUCCUCUCCAUGAACCAGGGGGAGUUAUAGUUUUAAGUGAAAGCGAUGAUGAAAUUCAAGUCUCUGAGGAGAAUCAAACACCCUCUUCUAACCACACUAACGAGCAAGACUUCACAUCUACAGAAACCUCUCUCAUUGCAAGCCCAGACAAAAAUACAUUACAAACAUCAAUAGAACGCAAAAAGGAAGUGACUACAAGUGAAACUAUUUGUGAAAUUAAGGAACAGGGUGACAACUGCCAAAGAGGGGAGGGAGAGAUCGUAGAUUUGGAGAAAGAGGAAAAACAAGAUGCACAGGUGCCCAUACAUUUCACCAUCUCACCUCAUCUCAAUCUUAAUGAUAGUGUUCAGAAAUAUGUGAAUAAACCCAAAAUGGACACUGAUUCUGAUGCUGCUUUGUUACACUCCUCCAAAACUCCCAAACUCUCGUCUCCUUUAAAAUCACAGACUAUUUUCGAGAGCUUUUCAAAACGUAAAAAUAAUGAGCCCACUGCAAAAGCAGAAUUGGUACUAUUUGGGUCAGAGAGAAAAAAAUAUGCCCUUGCAGGUAGCAGAGGAUUCCGUUCUUUGAGCGUCCAACUGCAGCCUCCUGAAAAAGUAUAUGUUAAAAUGAACUCCUUAACAACAAGUGACAGUCAAGAAGACGCAGAGUCACAGAGUAAAAUCUCUGUGAAAAGAAGGAUACAUGAAAGUUGGAGGAAGAGCUUUCCAUUUAACCUAAAAAAAAUAAAAAGGAAAAAUAAUAUUUUUACUAUAGUUAAUGCAAGAUCUAAAGUGAAGUGCAAAGAUGUGAAUUCAAAAAGAAAAGUAAAUGAUUCUGAUGAUGGCUUAUGUCGUAAAAAGAGAAGAAUUCGCACUGUCUCAGAAUCUGUGAAUUUACUCCACAAAUGUGAUGCUUAUGAAGUAAAGUCUCUACAAGGAAAUGUUUUGAAAUUUAAACUGUUACCCAGCUCUUUCAGCUUCGAGGAGGAGUCCAAGAACAGUGAUUCAGCUAUGGAUUCCACUGUAGAUGAGAAUACCAUUCCUGGAAAAGCAGAAGGAUAAGACUCCCGUUACACAAAGAACGUGGUGCAACGACUCCAGGAACAAGUCUGUAACACAAAGCCCAACCUCAUCCCCUGAAUCAAAGAGUCUUUUUCUGGAGUAUCAGAGGAAACACAAAAUGAGACUCAAGUCCACGGAUGAGUGACAUUAUCUUAAACCCAGCAUCAUACUUAAACUGACAUUGUGGUAUCUUUUAAAUAAUCUUUUUUGUUGUUUUUUAUGCCAUUUGAGGAGAACUGAUAUAAGCUUGGAGUUAUGGAUUUCCAAUGUGUAAUCCUUUAAAUGUUUGAUAUUCAAACCUGUACGACAUAACCAUUAUUACCUCAUUUUGUACGACUUUUAUUACUU